AUGCUCAGCCCGGAACGCACCCGCGGUCGCACAUAUGCUCGCAUAACGUCUAUUUAUCAGUUCGAUGCUUUUUUGCUGCGCCGGAGAGUGUCCUCUAACUAUGUGCUACUUCUAUUGCAGCAAAUUGUCGCCACUCUUGGAUUGAUGGCCGUGGCCAUGGCUGCUGCAGAGCACUACCAUGCCGCACCGGAGUACGAGCACCAGGCCCCGGCCAAGCACAUCCCGAUCGUGCACAGCGAGUCGUACAGCCACCACGACGGAAGCUACAAGUUCGCCUACGAGUCGGCCAACGGCAUUGUGGCGCAAGAGGAGGGCUUCGUCAAGAAUGCCGGCAGCAAGGACCACGAGGUGCAGGUGGCGCACGGAUCGUUCUCCUACACCGACCCCCACGGACACCCGGUGUCUGUGAGCUACGUCGCCGACGAGAACGGCUUCCAGGCCAAGGGAGAUCAUCUGCCGACGCCACCUCCGGUGCCGCAGGAGCUGAUCGAUGCGUACGCCAAGGCCGCCAGCCAGCCGGCUUACCACGACGAACCCGAGCACGUCCAGCCGUCGGCCCCUCACGGGUACAGUCAGUACUAA
This is a messenger RNA of Anopheles coustani, 582 nucleotides long. Its product is annotated as endocuticle structural glycoprotein SgAbd-2-like. The coding region runs from base 1 to 582 and encodes 193 amino acids. Gene Ontology annotation, molecular function: structural constituent of chitin-based larval cuticle. Lineage: Eukaryota; Metazoa; Arthropoda; Insecta; Diptera; Culicidae. The transcript has 2 exons. The record is from RefSeq and is a predicted model, not a curated record. Gene Ontology annotation, cellular component: chitin-based extracellular matrix.